AGAGUUGCGUUUGCGCGCGAACUGUAAGUCCGUGGGUCUCGGGGUCAGGUCUUGGCUGGUCGCGGUGCAGGCCCCUGGGGGAGGCGACAAGGCCACCGGACCCAGCCACCUUCGUCACCCUGUCAUGGAGACCUCAGCGCACAAGCAGCAGCAGCAGCAGCCCGAGGCGGGCAAGAUCAGGAACCUGCCCUGGGUUGAAAAAUACCGGCCACAGACACUGGAUGAUCUCAUUUCUCAUCAGGACAUCUUGAGUACCAUUCAGAAGUUUAUCAGUCAGGACCGCCUGCCGCACCUCCUUCUCUAUGGUCCUCCAGGGACGGGAAAGACAUCCACCAUCCUGGCCUGUGCUAAACAGCUGUACAAAGAUAAGGAAUUUGGCUCCAUGGUCUUGGAGCUGAAUGCUUCAGAUGACCGAGGAAUAGAUAUCGUUCGGGGACCAAUCCUGAGCUUUGCUAGCACAAGGACAAUAUUUAAGAAAGGCUUUAAACUAGUGAUCUUGGAUGAAGCUGAUGCCAUGACUCAGGACGCCCAGAACGCCUUGCGGAGAGUGAUUGAGAAGUUUACUGAAAAUACCAGAUUUUGCCUCAUCUGUAACUAUCUGUCAAAGAUCAUCCCCGCCUUGCAGUCCCGGUGUACAAGGUUCCGAUUCGGUCCCCUGACCCCCGAACUCAUGGUUCCCCGCCUGGAACAUGUCGCAGAAAAAGAGAAAGUCGACAUAAGUGAAGACGGGAUGAAAGCGCUCGUAACUCUUUCCAGUGGAGACAUGCGAAGGGCCCUGAACAUCUUGCAGAGCACCAACAUGGCCUUUGGGAAGGUGACAGAGGAGACCGUCUACACCUGCACGGGGCACCCACUCAAGUCAGACAUCGCCAACAUUCUGGACUGGAUGUUGAAUCAAGACUUCACCACGGCCUACAGGAAUAUCAUGGAGUUGAAAACUCUAAAGGGGUUGGCAUUACAUGACAUCCUGACAGAGAUACACCUGUUCGUGCACAGAGUUGACUUUCCAUCUUCAGUUCGAAUACAUUUAUUGACCAAAAUGGCAGACAUUGAGUACAGACUUUCUGUUGGCACCAAUGAGAAGAUUCAGCUGAGUUCCCUCAUUGCCGCCUUUCAAGUCACCAGAGACCUGAUUGUCACAGAGGCCUAGAUGCUGAGGACCACUUGCUGCCUAUUCUCGGGCCCAGCAGUGACUGGACAGCAGGGGACACAGUCACCCCCAGUUUCGGAGAAUUGUUCCAGGCGUGGGUGGGCAGAUAUGUACCCAAAGUACCGUGUUUGUGGCUGGCUGGAGCAGGGAUGUACAAAGCAGUUUUAAUGUACAGCUCUCUCACUGCACUGCCCAUUUGUGUUUUAUAAGGGGGGGAAAAAAAAGCAAAACCCUUUUUUAGCCUUAAGGCUUUUACCCUUCAGUUGCCUGGAUGAUAGGAAAUGGGCUACCCCAUUUGGAAUAUCAGGCUUUCAAAUCUAAUACAGUCCAAGUGUCUUCCAACUCAAGGUAAAAAGAACAUCUUCAGAGUUAAGUUUGUAAAUCUAAAUCUGUGGCGCUACUUUAAAUAGGUGUUAAUGGAUUUCUGGCCCAAACUAUUAUACUCUUAUAAAGUGGACUCAAUUUUCUUUACUUUAAAAACUGGCCUGCCUUUUUAUUUCUCCUUUUGAAGUAGAGGAGUUGCUAGCAGGUUCCCAGUUGUGGCGUGGACAGUAGCGAAAACAUUCAUUUUAAAUGAUGCUAUCGGGGCCAUAGGUCGUUCAACACUGGCUUGUUUAACCCAGGGCACAUGAGACUAAGCCUGACUCUAAACCUGCAAGUGCUGAAAGGAUUGAGACUCUUCAUAUUUAAUCUAAAUGUAAUGCAGUUUAUCUGCGAGCAUUUGUGCUGCAUGUGUGAUAGUGUUCUGCACAAUAAAAAUAAAGCAGCUUG
Messenger RNA from Balaenoptera acutorostrata (minke whale), 1921 nucleotides. It is a transcript of the gene RFC5, whose product is annotated as replication factor C subunit 5. The transcript is spliced from 11 exons. Gene Ontology annotation, biological process: DNA repair; DNA-templated DNA replication. Bases 125 to 1150 code for a protein of 341 amino acids. The record is from RefSeq and is a predicted model, not a curated record. NCBI's taxonomy places the organism in Eukaryota, Metazoa, Chordata, Mammalia, Artiodactyla, Balaenopteridae. Gene Ontology annotation, cellular component: DNA replication factor C complex; nucleus. Gene Ontology annotation, molecular function: ATP binding; ATP hydrolysis activity; DNA clamp loader activity.